Alosa sapidissima (American shad) is the source of this 1266-nucleotide messenger RNA. It is a transcript of the gene nutf2, whose product is annotated as nuclear transport factor 2. Gene Ontology annotation, cellular component: nuclear pore central transport channel. Bases 282 to 665 code for a protein of 127 amino acids. The transcript has 5 exons. Gene Ontology annotation, biological process: protein import into nucleus. NCBI's taxonomy places the organism in Eukaryota, Metazoa, Chordata, Actinopteri, Clupeiformes, Clupeidae. The record is from RefSeq and is a predicted model, not a curated record.
GUGCUAGCUAAACUAAGUUAGCAGGCAGAUUCAAGACUGUUUAAAAUGCAAUAAGUAGAAUAAUUGACAUUUUGUCUGAAAAGUUUUUAGAUAUGUGGUAUUGUUGGUCAGAUUUAAGUUUGUGGAAAUGUAGUAACACUGCACCAAAGCAGUGUCUGUUUUCGUCUGAGGAAAGUUCUGGUGUGUAUCGGCUUUACUUAGUGCUCAGCGGAAUCGCGGGAGAGUAGACACACGACCUCACUGCUCAAAUAUUUCGGAUGCCUGUUUGUGGGUGAAUCAGAAUGGGAGACAAGCCAAUUUGGGAACAAAUAGGAUCCAGCUUCGUCCAGCACUACUACCAGUUAUUUGACACAGACAGGACCCAGCUCGGAGCAAUAUAUAUUGAUGCAUCAUGCCUUACGUGGGAGGGACAGCAUUUCCUUGGGAAAGCAGCAAUUGUCGAGAAGCUCUCUAGUCUGCCUUUCCAAAAAAUCGCUCACAGCAUAACUGCACAAGACCACCAGCCCACUCCUGACAGCUGUAUAUUGAGUAUGGUAGUAGGACAACUAAAAGCAGAUGACGACCCAAUCAUGGGAUUUCAUCAGAGCUUCAUACUGAAGAACAUUAAUGACGCAUGGGUGUGCACCAAUGACACGUUCCGCUUGGCGAUACACAAUUUUGGCUAAACGCACGAGAGCCUGGCAGGAGGCAUGUUAGGGGAAGGUGGAGGAUGGGGUGCCCACGCCAGUGAGGCCUAAACCUUUUUUCGAUCUGCCCAUCAUUCAUCACUCUGAAAAAAGAAAACAGCACCGGAUUGCAGUCACAGAAAAACAUGCAGGCACAUGUGUUCUUUGCAACAGAUACGAGAUGUGUUCCUUUGCUGAAAGCCCACCAAUCCAUCAAAGUGACCCUUGCCCUAUGCCUACCUGCAUGAAGUUGCGGAGCUUAAACAUCAGAGGACCGCUGGACAAGGGGAUGGGGGAAGGACAUAUUAACCCAGCAGUUGCUGUUUGAUCAUAUUUUAGUUGUUAAUUUGACAAUAAUACUUUUUAUCUUUUUUUCUUUAGCUCACUGUGUUUUCAGCUUGCUUUAGGAACAGAUUUUUCUUGUCUAACUUUUUUUUUCUGUGUAAUGUCAGGUUGCUCUAGUUAUCCAAAGACAAGUUGAAAUGGUCAUCACCCAAGCCCUAUUUGCUCAGACCAGUGUGCUUCCCAUCUAUCACUCACUGCUCUCUGUGACUGCAGCCACGAUAUACAAUAAAACCUUGAUUUUUUCUUAACAAUGUAA